CACGCGGUCGGAUCGCUUACUACCAAGUGAACAGCAUCGAGCGUCCUCUGACAACAACGAUUACAUCAAUGGACUACCCUGACUCACGAUGGAAUAUCGUCAAAUAUCGUGCCGAUGAUCCCUCCGCCGCUCACCACCCUUCUCAUCCCCGUGACAAAGCGAAGCUUGUGGAGGGGCAAAGGGAACCUAAUGAUCCUUGCCUAAUAUCUCUGAAAAUAGAGAACACUCUUGCUUUCUCAGGCUCCCAUAUCAGACCUUGGAUUCUGAAGCUGCUGCAACACCUGCGAAUGUUCGGCGAGUUGAAAGGGAUCAAUCUUUCCUCUACGAUCAUGAUCAGGUUUGCCAAAGCAGAACAAGCCGUUACAGCUUUGCAAGCUAUACAUAGUCCUGCAUUUUCGUCCAUUGCCAACGAGGGAGCAAAUACGAGUUAUUACGAUAUGCCGUCAAAUCCUGACCAGGUUCCACAUCCAUCUGGUUCUACGCGUGAACUCGAGCUUAUCAGGAAAGUCGAGGACCUGCAAGCUCAUGUUCGUGACUUAAGGCGUGAAAGGAUGCUACGACAAACUGCGGAUUCUCAAGCAUCUGAAUCGCUAAACGCUCUCCGUGAGCAGCUCUCGCUCGCGCAGAGCCAUGCAGAUGAAGAGCAUAAGCAAUCAGAGUGCUAUAAGACUGAGCUGGAGAACGAAAUUACGCAAUCUGCGAGCCUGCGCCGCCGAGUCGGUGAAAUUGAGCUGGACCUGGCUUCCCGAAACCAGGACUAUAUCGAGGAAUCUGAUGAACUCAAACGGACCAUCGACGACAUGAAGACGGAUCUGGAUGCCAGGGAUUUAAAGCUGGGUGAUCUCGAACAGAGGAAUAAAGAGCUUGAGGAUUUGCUUGGGGUCAAGGACCGGCAACUGAUGGCCUCCGAGGGGAAACGCCAGAUGGAUGUAUCCAAGUGCUGUGAGAUGACCUGCGAGAUCGACCAACUACGAAAGUCGCUUUUAGAGAGGGAUCGUCAAACGGAGGUGCUCGUUGCAGAGCGAGAUGCCAUGAGGCUUGAAUCAGAAAAGUGGAACAGGGAGAAGAAUAACUUUGAGGCCAGGAGGAAGGAGUUGGAAGAUAAGAUGGCUCGCUGCGAUUUGAAGACGGCAGCGAAGGAUAGCUUGGUCAAAGUCCUGCAUGCAAAGGUCGACGAGCUCAAAGAGAAGAACAAGACAUGUGGGGCCACAGCUGUCGGCCUAGAGACCCGUAGGCUUGAUUUGGAGGCGAAACUGGAUGUGGCUAUGAAGGUGAAGGAAGUGGCGGAGAAGGAGGUAAAGACGUUGCGCGCCAAAGCCGUGGUGACGCGGAAAAACCUUUCCAUGGGUUUUGAUGAAACCAAGAAGCUGUCUGACGAGGUCAGGGCAUUGCGCACUCAGUCAAGAAAUAAGGAUAUCGAGAACAGCCGCCUUCUGGUGAGCAUAGCUUCGCUCCAGAGUGACCUUACCACGCUCCAGCGAGAAAGGGAAAAGGAAAGCAGGCAUAGAAAUGUUUGGUCCGACAAAAAGGCCAUUGUACGGGCUCAGAGAUGCUUAGAAGAGUUUGAGGAGACUUCGUUCUCGCGCCAGAGGAAGCCGUUGACUUUUGAGGAUGUUCCCUGGCCGGUGUUGACGGAUGUGUCGACGUUGGGGCCUAGAGAUAUCACCAAGAAGAAGAUUAGUAAAUUCUUUGCGGUGGCAGAAGAAUCGCUGGGCAAUGAGAGGUAUUGGGAUAUGUUGGAGAGGAUGUACGAAGCAUUCAAAAAACAGAGGUGGGAGAAAAGGGGACUUUUGGAUAGCAUCGCCGAUGGACAGCUUUGUGGCGAGCUGGAGCAUGCAAGGGAGAUUAUCUGGGCGGCUGUUAAACCGCUGUGGAAAGACUGAGUUAGGUCAGGGCUGAAGCUGAGUGCUGACUUGAAAUAUUCCAUUCGAACAUAUUUGUAAAAUAGAUGUACCGUGCAUGCAGAAUCUAUACUAUUGCCUGUUGUAUGAGUAUGAAGCCUGAGAAGGAAGGGAAUAGGCUUUAUAAUUCUUGACUUAUUGGCGAUGUAUUUUGCUGCUGAUGAAGAGUCUGGAGGAUC
Molecule: messenger RNA, 2080 nt
Organism: Guyanagaster necrorhizus
Lineage: Eukaryota; Fungi; Basidiomycota; Agaricomycetes; Agaricales; Physalacriaceae
Exons: 6
Coding region: 69-1883 (604 amino acids)
Source: RefSeq, a predicted model, not a curated record